Molecule: messenger RNA, 1575 nt
Organism: Postia placenta MAD-698-R-SB12
Lineage: Eukaryota; Fungi; Basidiomycota; Agaricomycetes; Polyporales; Adustoporiaceae
Exons: 15
Coding region: 1-1575 (524 amino acids)
Biological process (GO): fructose metabolic process; fructose 2,6-bisphosphate metabolic process
Cellular component (GO): cytosol
Molecular function (GO): 6-phosphofructo-2-kinase activity; fructose-2,6-bisphosphate 2-phosphatase activity; ATP binding
Source: RefSeq, a predicted model, not a curated record
AUGUCUCAAUCAUCGCAGCCCCCCUCCCCCCGUCUCACCCACCGCGAUCUCGCUCACGUCGACGGCGUGCUCCAGCUGCACUCCGCAGAGGGCGCUCUGCUCCCCGCAGAUGCCCCUCGCGCCAUGUUCGGCGCAGGCGGGCCCAUCAAGAUCGCCUCGCAGACUGCAACCCCUCCCAUCUCAGUAGUCGGCAUCGGAAACAAGGUCGCAAAGCCCGACUACUCCGAGGCCAAGAUCGUGGUCGCCACCGUCGGGCUCCCCGCGCGUGGAAAGUCCUACCUCAGCAACAAGCUCAUGCGAUAUCUUACGUGGUUGGAAUAUAACGUCAAGGUCUUCAAUGUCGGACAACUGCGCCGCUCACGCGCACGGCAGCGCGCGAUGACCGUCCGAAGCGGCCACCGCGAGAACCACUCGGCGGAGUACUUCAGCCACCAGAACGCCGAGGCCACGCGCCUGCGCGACAAGCUCGCGGAGGACAGCCUGGAGAUGCUGAUCCAGUGGCUCAAGGACGGCGGGAACGUCGGGAUACACGACGCGACGAACAGCACGAAGAGCCGGAGGGCGAAGAUCGAGCAGCGGGUCGCGCGCGAGAAGGGCAUCGUGGUGAUCUUCCUCGAGUCGAUCUGCGACGACCCGGCGGUGAUCGCGGCGAACGUCGCGCUGAAGGUGUCGUCGGGCGACCCGGACUACAAGGACAUGUCGCCCGAGGAGGCCAAGGCGGACUUUCUGCGGCGGAUCCGCGCGUACGAGGCGGUGUACGAGACCAUCGAGGAGCCGCGGCUGUCAUACCUCAAGAUCAUCAACGUCGGGAACCGCGUCACGAUGAACCACAUCCGCGGGUACCUGCAGAGCCGCAUCGCGUUCUACCUGAUGAACCUGCACCUGAAGCCGCGGAGCAUAUUCAUGUCGCGGCACGGCGAGAGCCAGUACAACGUGGACGGAUUGAUCGGCGGGGACUCGCUGCUGUCGGAGCGCGGCAUGACGUACGCGCGUGCGCUGCCCGCCCUGAUCACAGAGAACAUCGGCGAUGCGCCGCUGACGGUCUGGACGUCCACGCUGCAGCGCACGAUCCAGACGGCGCAGCUGCUGCCGUACACCAAGCUCACGUGGAAGUCGCUCGACGAGCUCGACGCGGGCGUGUGCGACGGGAUGACGUACGAGGAGAUCGAGCAAGCUUACCCAGAGGACUUUGCGAACCGCGACGAGGACAAGUUCAACUACCGCUACCGCGGCGGCGAGUCGUACCGCGACGUCGUCGUGCGGCUCGAGCCCGUCAUCAUGGAGCUAGAGCGGCAGGAGAACAUCCUGAUCAUCGGACAUCAGGCGAUUCUGCGCUGUCUCUAUGCGUACUUCCACAACCUCCCCCAGGCGGACCUGCCGUACAUCAAGAUACCCCUGCAUACGGUGAUCAAGCUGACGCCGAAGGCAUACGGCUGUGACGAAGAGAGAUAUACGCUGCCCAUUGAGGCCGUGGACACUCACCGACCGAAGCCGAAAGCGGCUCACCAACCGGCCGAGGUGCCCAUGUCUACGUCCAAGCGUCAGUACUAUGCGGACGGAAACGCGAAUCGGUAG